AUGGUAAAGACUACGGAGGCUCUGGACCUCAAUCCAUAUAACAGUGAUCCUUAUGCAACGACAACAAUAGUGCAGUGUAAAAGUAAUGAUAAAGUAGUCUGGGCACAACCUGGUCAUACACCAGUCCUUCCAAAGACACCUGUCCAUCCAAAGACACCUGUCCAUCCAAAGACACCUGUCCUUCCAAAGACACCUGUCCAUCCAAAGACACCUGUCCUUCCAAAGACACCAGUCCUUCCAAAGACACCUGUCCAUCCAAAGACACCUGUCCAUCCAAAGACACCUGUCCUUCCAAAGACCAGUCCUUCCAAAGACACCUGUCCUUCCAAAGACACCUGUCCUUCCAAAGACACCAGUCCUUCCAAAGACACCUGUCCUUCCAAAGACACCUGUCCUUCCAAAGACAUCUGUCCUUCCAAAGACACCUGUCCAUCCAAAGACACCUGUCCUUCCAAAGACCAGUCCUUCCAAAGACACCUGUCCAUCCAAAGACACCUGUCCUUCCAAAGACCAGUCCUUCCAAAGACACCUGUCCAUCCAAAGACACCUGUCCUUCCAAAGACCAGUCCUUCCAAAGACACCUGUCCAUCCAAAGACACCUGUCCUUCCAAAGACCUGUCCUUCCAAAGACCAGUCCUUCCAAAGACACCUGUCCUUCCAAAGACACCAGUCCUUCCAAAGACACCUGUCCAUCCAAAGACACCUGUCCAUCCAAAGACACCUGUCCUUCCAAAGACCAGUCCUUCCAAAGACACCUGUCCUUCCAAAGACACCUGUCCUUCCAAAGACACCAGUCCUUCCAAAGACACCUGUCCUUCCAAAGACACCUGUCCUUCCAAAGACACCUGUCCUUCCAAAGACACCUGUCCUUCCAAAGACAUCUGUCCUUCCAAAGACACCUGUCCAUCCAAAGACACCUGUCCUUCCAAAGACCAGUCCUUCCAAAGACACCUGUCCUUCCAAAGACACCUGUCCUUCCAAAGACACCAGUCCUUCCAAAGACACCUGUCCAUCCAAAGACACCUGUCCAUCCAAAGACACCUGUCCUUCCAAAGACCAGUCCUUCCAAAGACACCUGUCCUUCCAAAGACACCUGUCCUUCCAAAGACACCUGUCCUUCCAAAGACCAGUCCUUCCAAAGACACCUGUCCUUCCAAAGACACCUGUCCUUCCAAAGACACCUGUCCUUCCAAAGACAUCUGUCCUUCCAAAGACACCUGUCCUUCCAAAGACACCUGUCCUUCCAAAGACACCUGUCCUUCCAAAGACAUCUGUCCUUCCAAAGACCAGUCCUUCCAAAAACACCUGUCCUUCCAAAGACACCUGUCCUUCCAAAGACACCUGUCCUUCCAAAGACAUCUGUCCUUCCAAAGACACCUGUCCAUCCAAAGACACCUGUCCUUCCAAAGACCAGUCCUUCCAAAGACACCUGUCCAUCCAAAGACACCUGUCCUUCCAAAGACCAGUCCUUCCAAAGACACCUGUCCAUCCAAAGACACCUGUCCUUCCAAAGACCAGUCCUUCCAAAGACCAGUCCUUCCAAAGACACCUGUCCAUCCAAAGACACCUGUCCUUCCAAAGACCUGUCCUUCCAAAGACCAGUCCUUCCAAAGACACCUGUCCUUCCAAAGACACCAGUCCUUCCAAAGACACCUGUCCAUCCAAAGACACCUGUCCAUCCAAAGACACCUGUCCUUCCAAAGACCAGUCCUUCCAAAGACACCUGUCCUUCCAAAGACACCUGUCCUUCCAAAGACACCAGUCCUUCCAAAGACACCUGUCCUUCCAAAGACACCUGUCCUUCCAAAGACACCUGUCCUUCCAAAGACACCUGUCCUUCCAAAGACAUCUGUCCUUCCAAAGACACCUGUCCAUCCAAAGACACCUGUCCUUCCAAAGACCAGUCCUUCCAAAGACACCUGUCCUUCCAAAGACACCUGUCCUUCCAAAGACACCAGUCCUUCCAAAGACACCUGUCCAUCCAAAGACACCUGUCCAUCCAAAGACACCUGUCCUUCCAAAGACCAGUCCUUCCAAAGACACCUGUCCUUCCAAAGACACCUGUCCUUCCAAAGACACCUGUCCUUCCAAAGACCAGUCCUUCCAAAGACACCUGUCCUUCCAAAGACACCUGUCCUUCCAAAGACAUCUGUCCUUCCAAAGACACCUGUCCUUCCAAAGACACCUGUCCUUCCAAAGACACCUGUCCUUCCAAAGACACCUGUCCAUCCAAAGACACCUGUCCUUCCAAAGACCAGUCCUUCCAAAGACACCUGUCCAUCCAAAGACACCUGUCCUUCCAAAGACCAGUCCUUCCAAAGACACCUGUCCAUCCAAAGACACCUGUCCUUCCAAAGACCAGUCCUUCCAAAGACACCUGUCCUUCCAAAGACCAGUCCUUCCAAAGACACCUGUCCAUCCAAAGACACCUGUCCUUCCAAAGACCUGUCCUUCCAAAGACCAGUCCUUCCAAAGACACCUGUCCUUCCAAAGACACCAGUCCUUCCAAAGACACCUGUCCAUCCAAAGACACCUGUCCAUCCAAAGACACCUGUCCUUCCAAAGACCAGUCCUUCCAAAGACACCUGUCCUUCCAAAGACACCUGUCCUUCCAAAGACACCAGUCCUUCCAAAGACACCUGUCCUUCCAAAGACACCUGUCCUUCCAAAGACACCUGUCCUUCCAAAGACACCUGUCCUUCCAAAGACAUCUGUCCUUCCAAAGACACCUGUCCAUCCAAAGACACCUGUCCUUCCAAAGACCAGUCCUUCCAAAGACACCUGUCCUUCCAAAGACACCUGUCCUUCCAAAGACACCAGUCCUUCCAAAGACACCUGUCCAUCCAAAGACACCUGUCCAUCCAAAGACACCUGUCCUUCCAAAGACCAGUCCUUCCAAAGACACCUGUCCUUCCAAAGACACCUGUCCUUCCAAAGACACCUGUCCUUCCAAAGACCAGUCCUUCCAAAGACACCUGUCCUUCCAAAGACACCUGUCCUUCCAAAGACAUCUGUCCUUCCAAAGACACCUGUCCUUCCAAAGACACCUGUCCUUCCAAAGACACCUGUCCUUCCAAAGACAUCUGUCCUUCCAAAGACCAGUCCUUCCAAAAACACCUGUCCUUCCAAAGACACCUGUCCUUCCAAAGACAUCUGUCCUUCCAAAGACACCUGUCCUUCCAAAGACACCUGUCCAUCCUUCCAGACACCUGUCCAUCCGAAAGAGUCCUUCCAAAGAUUCCAGGCCUACCCAAGACCCAAGGAAUCCCAGUAACCUGA
Molecule: messenger RNA, 3279 nt
Organism: Procambarus clarkii (red swamp crayfish)
Lineage: Eukaryota; Metazoa; Arthropoda; Malacostraca; Decapoda; Cambaridae
Source: RefSeq, a predicted model, not a curated record